This is a messenger RNA of Populus nigra (black poplar), 1302 nucleotides long. RefSeq lists its product as uncharacterized. Lineage: Eukaryota; Viridiplantae; Streptophyta; Magnoliopsida; Malpighiales; Salicaceae. The record is from RefSeq and is a predicted model, not a curated record. Bases 78 to 1112 code for a protein of 344 amino acids. The transcript is spliced from 5 exons.
AGCCAAUGGCCCCAUUACCCAGUAGCCUAGCAGUUAGCAGUAGCUGACUCGGAGUUAGCUAAAAGUUAUCGCGAACAAUGGCAGCAACUCCAGCUCUCCUCUGCAGCAACUACUACUGCUCUUUGGUCACAGCAGCUACCAAAACACAGUUCAAUUCAAAAGGACCACCUUCAAUCUCUCCCCAUCAUAAAUUGCAACAUAUCAGAGCUUUUAAUUCCAAAACCCAAUGCUCUCCAGCAACACCACUUUUCCUGUCCCAAAAUUCCAAUUUCCUAUGUCACGCGACCCGCCGCAAACCACCCACCGUGCCAAACACCAAGACCAUCUCCUCUGCCGAAGAGGGCGAUGAUAAUGCACGGAAAGUGGUUCAGAUUAUUCUCUGGGUUGUUGAAGGAGUUUACAUUUUGUGGCUCUUUCUACUCCCUUAUGCCCCUGGAGAUCCAGUGUGGGCUAUCAGUACAGAGACUGUUAAUUCUCUCAUUGGACUUUCUCUCAAUUUCUUCUUCAUCUUGCCUUUCAUCAAUUCUGUCGGCAUACGUCUUAUUGAUGCCCCAGUUCUUCACCCGAUGUCUGAAGGAUUAUUCAACUUUGUUAUUGGGUGGACUUUCAUGUUUGCUCCUUUGCUGUUCACUGAUUGCAAGAGGGAUAGAUACAGAUGGUCACUGGAUGUUUUAUGGGGCUUCCAGAUGUUCCUCACCAACACAUUCUUGAUACCUUACAUGGCAAUCCGGCUGAAUGAGGCUGAUUCCGACUAUACACCAAGCAAGCGCUCUCAACUAGGCACUAUCAUGACAACUGGCGCACCAGUAGUCGGACUGAUUGGUGGAGCUGCAUGCCUGAUAUCAGUAUUAUGGGCUCUUUUUGGUCGAAUUGAUGGUAAUUUUGGGAGCAUAACAGACAGAUGUGAGUUCUUGGUUAGUUAUUUAGAAUCAGAGAGGCUUGCUUAUGCUUUCAUUUGGGAUAUAUGUCUCUACAUAAUUUUCCAGCCCUGGCUGAUAGGUGAAAAUUUGCAAAAUGUUCAGAAAAGCAAAGUUGGCGUGGUCAAUUAUUUUAGAUUUGUUCCUGUGGUUGGCUUGGUGGCCUAUCUUCUCUGUUUAAAUCUUGACGAGUAGCUAUAGCUACAUGUAGUUUUCUACUAGAUUUGAGUUGGGGUCAGCUUUGGAGUUUUCAAACCAGUUUAAAUAUGUACAUGAAAGGAAUCUUCGUAUCUGUGUUUGUAGUAUUAUAAAGAAAAUGUACAAGUGAAUCCUUGUGGUUGAUGACAGUGAAGCUCAAUAAUGAGUUGGAGAUGCGUUGCUUAUA